UACAAGAAUGACACUUGACAUGGGGUCUUGUUUAGAACUUCUGCUUUCAAAGGAAACAGAGGUUUUACAACAUGUUCUCUUUGAAGGGAUGUGCACAACAAUUUGUGACUACAUGCCAUUUUCCUUGCCUUCACUUUCUGCAGCGCUGAUUCCUUCUGCUAAAGAUGACUCAGAAAUGGGCACUUUUGGCUGUUCUCCUUCUCUUGCCAAUGAAUCUGGUUGAAUCUUAUGCAGCUCACAGCAGGAUUACUGUAGAGGUUGGUCACGAAGCUGUGCUGAGUUGCCCCAACCUCUCCAAGGUGUCUUUGCUGCUGAUGACAUGGAAGAAGAAUUGCAGCAGCUGCUGCUUGUUGUCCUAUAGAAGUGAUCAGAAAAUGAUACAGAAGGUGAAUUGCAGUGAGAGGAUCAUGUGGAAAUACAGUGACCCUGCACUUCAYAUUUACCCGGUGGACCUCGAGGAUGAGGGAAAUUAUACCUGUGAAAUUGCCAACAGUGAAGGGAAUUUUAAUUUUUUCUYUUCUCUGACUGUGAUAGUCCCUCCUACAGUGACUCUGAUCCCUGACCAGAGCAGGGUGGCAGUCUGUCAGGCAUCUGCAGCAAAGCCAGCUGCUGAYAUCUCCUGGAUCCCUGCAAGCAAUCAGAGCACUGAGGAAGAAUUCCAUCACCCCAAUGGAACUGUGACCAGAGUGAGCUACUUCGGCUGGGCCAACAGCACAUCUCCCUCUGUCACCUGCCUGGUCACCCACCCAGCGACAAACCACACUCUGCUCCUGGACCUGACAUACACUUCCCACAGGCUUCUUUACCUCCUGAUAGGAGCACCUGCAAUUGUUGUUGCAGUCGUUGGUGUGAUUUCAUGCUUGAUUUUCAGAUGCMGAGCUACUAAGAAGAAACUGAACUCUACCCCCGUAGAAACCAGGACACCAUUACAUAAACGGGCACGUGGCCCUGCAGGACCCUUUGCAACUAAAAACUCCACACCCUCACAUGUGAGAAGAGAAGCAGUCAAACCUCCUGUCUUUCAGGAGAAAAUCUAUGAGAAUUACUGCCCAAGAUCUGUAUAUGUGUUUUAAUAACUGUGUAGGCACAAGUAGCCUGCUCAACUGCUCAUGAUACACAGCUACUUGAACGUGAACUUGAGUCAUUAACCCUCAGACAUUGCCCACAAAACCCUUUGUAUUUCCUGACCUGACCAUGGUGGGGCACAAAAGUCUCAGUAAGUUGUUUCUCUCUUUCUCUAAACAUCAGUACAUCUCUCAAAAAAMCCUGGAACUUUUAAAGAUUGAAUUAGGUAAAUUCCUACUUUAAUUUUGUUUGGAAGUGGACUCUGAAGUAURUGCUGCCUUUCAUCAAAACAAUAAUUGAUGUCUUUCUGUGCCCAAGUAACAGAAUGCUAGUGGAAAUAUAGCACUUUUCUUUCCAUUUUAGCAACUGGAUUCUCUUAGCAGUUUUGUGUUGGAAACCAGAGAAUGACAUGGGGGCCCCCAAAAUAUAGAAGGUCAAAGUAACAUCUCUAACAGAAAGACAGAAAUAAGAGAGUUUUAGGUUUUUUUGGUUGUUUUGUUAGGUUUUCUAGGUAGACUGCAUGUUAGGUUGCAUGUGGCAGAUGGUGAUCUGGUAUUUGUCAUAUUUUUAUUUUAAAAUUUUAAAUAUAUUUCUUUUCCAAUUAAUCUUUUUGAUUGCUUUGAUAAUUGAUGGAAAAUAAUUUGAUAUUAUACUGGAUAUGGAAAUGAAAAACAGUACUGGACAAUUUUUGGAAAUUAAUUUUAAAGUAAAUGUGCAAAUAUGCAAAUAUUUACCUAAAGUGUUUCUGUGGUUAUUUGGGUAAAUGUUUGUUGACCAGUUUCUCAGAAGCUGAGACCACAGCAUGGUUUUAUUGAGAACAGAAGCGUUAAGUUGUAUAAAAUGUUGAUGGUGUGCUUGUUUAAAAUAGAAAAAAGACAACCCUAACCACACCAUUCAUUUCUUCUCAUCCUCAUGYCCCCAGGCUGAAAAAAGCCCCACAGACUGGUUCUUAAUUUCAGUUUUUGUUGGUCAGAUCUGUCAAACUUUCCAAACACUACUGCAGCAGUAGCUACACUCAAAUGUGUGUUUUGAAGAGCCUUUUCCUACCUGUUGCUGCAGGGUCAUCUCUGCAUGAGAUCUCACAGUGCUGUUUAAUUGUACUUUAUCACUCCUAAAUAGUCAUGGAUGUCUGUUGACAUCACUCCAGCCUUUCAUUUUAGUCAGAAAGGCAUGAAGAAUGACUCUCUGCCUUAAAGAAAAGGGCCUGCACAAGGGAGGCAAGGGAAGCUUUCCUGUGGUGUUAAAUGUCAGUGAUGGGUCACUCUCUCACAGCUCUCUGCAGCUUCAUCAGGCCUUCUGUGGAGAGGAGAAGCACCUUUUCACAUGUAAAACCUCUGGGAGAAAAA
Malurus melanocephalus (red-backed fairy wren) is the source of this 2411-nucleotide messenger RNA. RefSeq names its product cell surface glycoprotein CD200 receptor 1-B-like. Lineage: Eukaryota; Metazoa; Chordata; Aves; Passeriformes; Maluridae. Gene Ontology annotation, cellular component: external side of plasma membrane. Gene Ontology annotation, biological process: regulation of neuroinflammatory response. The record is from RefSeq and is a predicted model, not a curated record. Gene Ontology annotation, molecular function: signaling receptor activity. The transcript has 6 exons. Bases 165 to 1073 code for a protein of 302 amino acids.